This is a messenger RNA of Diceros bicornis minor, 6193 nucleotides long. Its product is annotated as solute carrier family 23 member 1-like. The record is from RefSeq and is a predicted model, not a curated record. Gene Ontology annotation, molecular function: transmembrane transporter activity. Gene Ontology annotation, biological process: transmembrane transport. Gene Ontology annotation, cellular component: membrane. The transcript is spliced from 13 exons. Lineage: Eukaryota; Metazoa; Chordata; Mammalia; Perissodactyla; Rhinocerotidae. Bases 194 to 2143 code for a protein of 649 amino acids.
CGUGGGCGGGAGUCUGUUGCAGAUCCACAGACAGGGCCUGGAGGCCCCACCCUCCCCAGAGCCAGGCCCCGGAUCCCUGUCUGUCUCUUUUAUUAUUUUGGCAGGCGUUGAGAAGUUAAUCUUUCUCUACUGGAGCGGCUUCCCUUUUUUUUCACCCUGAGAGGACGCCAAAAGGAGGAGACCUCAGGUUGCCAUGAACUCUGCCGUGACCACCAAUGAGGACCCUGACUUCUUGCAGAGGGAUGACAGCUUGCUCAGCUCCCACGAUGAUGGCCAAGGCAAGAAGAAGGAUGGCCAGUCAGGGAGUCCCAGCAGCAGCCAGCUGGCCUAUAGCAUCUUGGACAUCCCACCAUGGUAUCUCUGCAUCUUCUUGGGGAUCCAGCACUUCCUUACGGCCCUGGGGGGGCUCGUGGCAGUGCCACUCAUCCUGGCGGAUCACCUGUGUCUGCAGCAUGACCCCCUGACCCAGAGCUACCUCAUCAGCACCAUUUUCUUUGUCUCUGGCAUCUGCACUCUCCUGCAAGUGUUUUUAGGAGUCAGGCUGCCCAUUCUCCAGGGAGGGACAUUUGGUUUUGUGGCGCCCUCCCUGGCCAUGCUCUCCCUUCCUGCCUGGAAGUGCCCUGAGUGGACACUCAAUGCCACCCAGGUGAACACCAGCUCUCCUGAAUUCACCGAGGAAUGGCAGAAGAGGAUCCGGGAGUUGCAGGGCGCCAUCAUGGUCGCUUCCUGUGUCCAGAUUCUAGUGGGCUUCUCAGGCCUCAUCGGCUUUCUCAUGCGCUUCAUUGGCCCCUUGACCAUUGCUCCGACCAUCACCCUGGUGGCCCUGCCUCUCUUCCAUUCUGCGGGGAAUAACGCUGGGAGCCACUGGGGGAUUGCGGCCGUGACCAUCUUCCUCAUCGUGCUGUUUUCUCAGUACCUGAAAAACGUCGCGGUGCCCGUGCCUGUUUAUGGAAGAGAGAAGAAGGGUUUCACCUCUAAGUUCUAUCUGUUUCAGGUCUUCCCUGUGCUGCUGGCCCUCUGCAUCUCAUGGUUCCUCUGCUUUGUGCUCACGGUGACCAACGCCCUCCCUGCGGACCCCACAGGCUAUGGGUACCUGGCCCGCACCGACACCAAAGCCAACGUCCUGAGCCAGGCUCCUUGGUUUCGCUUCCCUUACCCAGGACAGUGGGGCCUCCCCACCGUCAGCCUGGCUGGGGUCUUUGGGAUCACGGCAGGAGUGAUCUCCUCCAUGGUGGAGUCGGUAGGCGAUUAUUAUGCCUGUGCCCGCCUGGCAGGGGCCCCACCCCCUCCGAAGCACGCCAUCAACCGCGGCAUCGGCAUUGAGGGCAUUGGCUGCCUGCUGGCAGGGGCCUGGGGGUCCGGGAACGGCACCACCUCCUACAGCGAGAAUGUUGGGGCACUGGGGAUCACCAAGGUGGGGAGCAGGAUGGUGAUUGUCGCUGCUGGCUGUGUGCUGCUCCUGAUGGGAGUAUUUGGGAAGAUUGGGGCUGCAUUUGCUACCAUCCCAACCCCUGUGAUCGGAGGCAUGUUCCUGGUGAUGUUCGGAGUCAUCGCUGCCGUGGGGAUUUCCAAUCUGCAGUACGUGGACAUGAACUCGUCCAGGAACAUUUUUGUCUUUGGCUUCUCCAUCUUCUGCGGGCUUACCAUUCCUAACUGGGUGAACAACAACACCGAGAAGCUCCAAACAGGGAUUCUCCAAUUGGACCAGGUCAUCCAGGUGCUGCUGACCACGGACAUGUUUGUAGGAGGAUUUCUGGGCUUUCUACUGGACAACACCAUCCCAGGAAGUCCGGAGGAGAGAGGCCUCCUGACAUGGAAUCAAAUCCACGAGGAGUCUGGGGAGACUACGAAGGCAUCAGAGGUCUACGGCUUUCCCUGUGGGAUUGGCACAAAGUUCUGCACUUCCUCCUAUACUCAGUAUCUCCCUUUCUGGCCCAGAGUGGAACAUCGUGGGAAAGUUGGUGCAAAAGAGAGUUGUCUGGGACUGGGGGACCACCGAGCAGGAUGCCUUCACGCAAGCCAAAAUAGCACUAAAACAAAUUCAGUCUUUGGGUGUUUUGACACAGGGGCAACUAUGCAAAUUGGACGUUUCCAGCUACCAAAAAGGGUUCAGAUGGGGUCUCUGGCAGAUCCAAGGCAAUAAACGAAUUCCCCUUGGCUUCUGGUCCCAAUUGUGGAAAGGGGCUGAAAACUGAUAUAGCACACUAGAGCAACAAUGAUGUGCCGCUUACUUGGCUUGCUGAAACCGUUAAAGACAGAAGACAGGACCCUAGCCCAUUGGACAAGGCACCUAAGAACUGCAAUUUGUUGAAUGAAUGAACACGAAAGACUCACCUGAUCUAGUGCAUUUCAGAUGUUGACAGAAGGACCCGAUACGACAGUGUGUCUACAGACAAGAGCCCACCAAAGGGAAAAAAUACAACCACAGAUAGGCACUGUGAACAAUUUGCUUUUGCCUCUGCCACAAGAACUCCCUACCGGGACCCACGUGGUGACUUGGCCCUGGGACUGGCAGGUGGGGCCCCACUGGUGUUGUUGCUUAGCCCCUUGGGGGACAGGCUUAGAACAGGAUAUCACGGUAAUACUUUUUAUCAUGGGGAGGCCACCAAAAACAUUCAAACUCACUAAUCCAGGGCCUCUAAUUUCCCGAGGCACUUUAAUCCUUUCCCUCUGGUGGUUGUUCCUCCCUUAUCCCAUUCCACUGCAACUGCGUGUGUCUUGUUGGAUGGUCAUGACGUCCCAGUUUUAGUUCCCUCUAAACAUCUUACUUUUGUCCUUAGAACAACGUCUGCCAACCUCUUCACUGAUUGAGCACUGUUGCUGACAUACAAAAUUGCUCCAGCUGCUGGGUAUGCAGCAAGCUGCCUCUCUCUCUGAACGUGGGAUUACCAUGGAGGACAGUUUUCUUUGGCAUUUUUGCCUUUUUGUUAUUACUUUUAUUUUCUUGCUAUGCUCUCUAUUGCCGUAGUGGUAUACGGUUACAAUGUUCCUCUAUGUGUCUGGCCCAAGGGGUUCCGCGGAAGAAUGGCGCGUUAGGAUUGUAAGGGCCAUUCAGACAUGUGGGGGGUGGAGUGUAGGGUUGUAGCCUAUGUGCCCUACAGCAACCAUGUAUCCUCUGGCCCCCUUUUGGGCAGGAUGCCAACCAUCUGGGAUUUAUAACGAUCCAGGGCUUCGCCAACCUGGAUCUUAACUUGUCUCACUCAAAGAACAUCAUGUCUUGAAGGAACAUAGAGCCUUUCCAUGUGAGCUACUGUUCUUGGGAACUCUGGUUGUACUAAAGACAGUUCCUCUUGGCAAGCAUGGAGUCUUUUUUUUUUUUUUUUUGUGAGGAAGAUUAGCCCUGGGCUAACAUCUGUGCCCAUCUUCCUCUAUUUUAUAUGGGAAACUGCCACAGCAUGGCUUGACAGGCAGUGUGUCAGUCCGCGCUCUGGAUCUGAAACUGUGAACCCCAGGCCACCAAAGCAGAGUAUGCGAACUUAACUGCUACGCCACUGGGCCAGCCCCAAGCAUGGCCCUCUCUCUGCCCACGGUAGAGAGUGCACAACUCCGUCCAGCCAGCCACCACUGGACAUUCCCCACAAGUAAAUCCAAUAAAUAAUUCUACCUUGUACGUUGUCUCUGGGUCUUUUCUUCGGUUCUCUGCAACCUAUCCCACACUGCUUGUGUAACUGGGCGUGUGGCCUGACAAAAGUGUCUCUCUCCAACCUCUGCUUCCAUCUUCCCAUCUUUUUUUUCCUCCUUUGACCUUCUUGCUUCAUUCUUAUAAAGACACUUGUGAUUACAUUAAGGGCCCACCCAUUUGAUCCAGGAUAAUCUCUCCAUCUCAAGAUCCUUAGCUUAGUUACAUCCACAAAGGCCCUUUGCCAUAUAAGGUGAUACUCACAGACUCUGGUGAUUAGGACAUGGAUAUCUUUAGGAGCCAUUAUUCAGCUUACUGCCAUCCCUAAUUUAAAAUCCUAUAAUAGUAACUUUAUAGUUUGGCAGCUGUUCCUGAAGAACAUGAGCCUGAAGACCCUGCCACCCUGGGGGAAACUGAUAUGCAGAGAUCAAAGCCUUUACAGAUCUGCUUUAUUGACUCUAAAUUUUCUCCCUGUGAAGCCACGUCAGCUCCCACUGGCAGUAGAGUUUCCUGGUCACCUUGUCACUUCCGCACUUCCAAAUACACUGGCUGGAGUCAGCACGAAAGGCGUCCUCCUUGCAUAUAGCCUUAGUAGGUGAAAAGUCAUGUAUUCCUUUUUCACCAUUUGCCGGUUAAGUUUUUAAACCAAUUCUGCUCUUUUGAACAGUUUUUCAUUCCUAAUAUAUGCAUCUUGUGUUGAUUUUAUAAUGUAUCCAGUCUGUUCUUGGAAGAUAUUUUGUAGCCUUAGUCCAUAAAAAACUGACAAUUAUCUUUACAAAAUCUGUGAUAAACCUCUACACAUUUUUAUUUUUGCUAUAAAACAUAUACUUGAAUGAAAUGUAACCGUUGUUAAACUCUACUAGAAGCUGAUUAACAAACAGAAAUUAGCACUUUAUUUUAGGAUAGUGAGAAUGGGGAAGAACUUUAAUUCUACUCCUACAGGACAUCUCCACUCUACUUCUGCUUUGAACCUCACCCCAUCAGACUUUCCUCCUGUGUGCUGUUUUGUUGGUGGCAGCUACAGACCCCAGUUACUAAUCCCCCUUCCUUGAGGAUGUCAGUGCAUAGGUCACUGUCUCUCCAACCAUCCUCCUGUCUUAAUAAUUGAUGACUUCAUAUCCACAUAGCUCAUCCUUCCCCCACCCUGGCCUCUUGUUCCUCCUCCAAUAACCUGGUCCUUCACACCAUCUCAGCAGCUCAUUCCUAUGGCCACAUUCUAGUCUGGACUUUGCAAUCCACCUCCUACAGCCUCAAUUUCAAGCAAUCUCUGACCACUACCCCCUGCUAUUUUUCUGGCUUGCUACCUCUAGUACCUCAAGUCCUAUAACCCUUUAAUUGGCCAGGAUCUGAAUCUACUGUCUUCCCACCUGCUUCUUGUCCUCUCUUCCCUCCUUACCCAGCUUCAAUUCCAGAGUCAGUCACAAUAAUCACUUUCUUGCAUUCUUAACACCCUUGGUGUGCUUUCUCUUCAUUGCACUCAUUUGGCAAAACUUUAACGCUGAUCAAAAACAACUCUUCACCUACUCUGUGCCUGCGUCCACACAGCUGAACUGAGCUGACUGCUCUUAUCUUAGAUUCAUAACCAUGAACUUCAUGUGGGUCUUCAGUGCUGCCCAGCAGUCAUGCCACCUUUCCCACGUCCACUCGCUCUCUCUUGUUCUCUCUUCAGAAGCCCCUUCCACCUCUGUCCUCAUCCUGACUCUCAGCUUCCUGUCUCACUGAGAGCUCUGUGGGGUUGCAAUCAGAAGCAUCCACAUCUCUCCACCCACAGCUUCUGCACCCCUAUCCUCAGCUUUCCCUCCUGUUACAAUGAAUGAACCAUCUGGUUCUUCUCUAGAGCUGAUUCCCUCCCUUUGUGCUCCAGAGCCCAUCCCUUCGUUCCUACUCAAGGAUUCACUGCAGCAAAAAAUUAAAUUCUCCCCUCUUCCUCAUCAAAUUUUCUCUUUCUUUUAAUAGUUUAUGUUACCAUAUACACCUGCUGUUAUUACUAUUAUCUUUAAAAAAGUCUAAUUUUGUGAACACGUGAAUUGUUGGAUUAGAGUGGUAGGAUCUGCCUAUAUAAAGUGCUGUAGUAAAUAUCUGUGGAUCCAGGAUGUGGGCUUAGCUCUAGCGGAACCCAGGUGCUUCCCAAACCAGUCAAGAGUAGUCACAUCCCCUCUUCAGCCCUUCUGUUCUUCAAAUCCUGUCCAAUUCUAGCGUCGGAAGACACUGAAGCAAAGCAAAGAAAUUAUUUGGUGGGUUAUAGCUUAAACAGUGGCCUUAUUUGGAAACCCUAGUAGGCUAUUUGUGAUUGGUCUUUCUUUUUUAAAAAUUAUUUUAUUGGGGCCAACCCUGUGGUGUAGUGGUUAAGUGCGUGCACUCCACUGCUGGCUGCCUGGGUUUGGAUCCUGGGCGCGCACUGAUGCACCGCUUGUCGGGCCAUGCUGUGGCGGCAUCCCACGUAGAGUGGAGGAGGAUGGGCGUGGAUGUUGGCUCGGGGCCAGUCUUCCUCAGCAAAAAAAAAAGAGGAGGAUUGGCAUGGAUCUUAGCUCAGGGCUGAUCUUCCUCACACACACAAAAUAUAUAUAUAUAUAU